Habropoda laboriosa is the source of this 1752-nucleotide messenger RNA. Its product is annotated as hexosaminidase D-like. The transcript has a single exon. Gene Ontology annotation, biological process: carbohydrate metabolic process. The record is from RefSeq and is a predicted model, not a curated record. Gene Ontology annotation, molecular function: hexosaminidase activity. Lineage: Eukaryota; Metazoa; Arthropoda; Insecta; Hymenoptera; Apidae. Bases 1 to 1752 code for a protein of 583 amino acids.
AUGACGCGUCUAAGAGGCAGAGCCUCUUUAAUGGUCAUUAUAAUGAUCAGCUUUACCCUGUUGAUUGUUAUUUAUCAUAUUCUCGGUAAUGAGGUCGAGGACAUCGCCUCCAAUAAGUUAAAUCCGCGAUUUAAAAUUGAAGAAGUUUACCCACUGAGUGACCUCACAGAGAAUCCUCAUAGCAUUGCCAGAAAACAGCAAAUAGAAGCUCAUAUUAUGGGAAAAUUGAAAAGUGGCGGUGGAAAGUUAUUCAGUGACUUCAAUUAUGGUAGAGUAUAUACUAAUACUGCUCCCUUAUAUAAAGGGCACAAAAUUGUGCACUUAGAUUUAAAAGGUGCUCCCCCUAAAGCAAGUUAUUACAAGUACCUGCUACGUUUGCUCAAGAAAUUAGGUGCCACUGGUAUACUUAUAGAAUACGAGGAUAUGUUUCCCUUUGAGGGAAUUAUACAAAAUAUCAGUGCAGGCAAUUGUUAUACCAAGAGAGACAUUGCCAAUAUCCAAAAGAUAGCUGAAGAAAAUGGGCUCAUUGUGAUUCCUUUGAUUCAAACCUUUGGUCAUAUGGAAUUUGUUCUUAAAUUAGACAAAUAUAAAGACUACAGAGAAGUGCCACGUUACCCACAAGUUCUGUGUCCUACUUAUAACAAAACUCUUCCACUGAUAUAUGAAAUGAUAGACCAAAUAAUGGAAUCACAUCCUGAUAUAAAGCACUUGCAUAUUGGAGCUGAUGAAGUUUAUCAGAUUGGAGAAUGCUCUAGGUGUUUAGAUAUGAUGGUUAAGAGACAAUGGGGUAAGAAACAGUUAUUCUUGGAUCAUGUCUCAAAAGUAGUAAAAUACAUAAAGAACAAGUACCCAGAUAUUAUAGUUCUCAUGUGGGAUGAUGAAUUUCGAGAAAUUUCACCUCAAGAAAUAAUGGAUAGUGGUUUACACGAUAUGGUGGAGCCUGUUGUUUGGAAAUAUACCACUGAUCCUGGAGCAACAUUAACAGAUCAAUUGUGGAAAAAUUAUGCGUCAGUUUGGAAGCAUGUUUGGGUUGCUACAGCUUUCAAAGGUGCUACUGCACCAGACAGAUAUUACACUGACAUUGGUUACCAUAUGGAGAAUCAUCAAAGAUGGUUAGAGAUAAUCAAUAGGUAUUCUACUGAAAUUACAUUUAAGGGUGUUAUCCUAACAGGGUGGCAAAGAUACGAUCAUUUCAGUGUUCUUUGUGAACUCUUACCUUCUGCCAUACCAUCACUUGCUGUAAACUUAGCAGUAUUGAGAGCUCCAGAUCUAAGUGGAUUUCCUAUAGAAGUACCUACCCAAGUAUUACAAGCGUUACAAUGCGAAGGCAUAAUUUCUUUAAGUAUUCCAGAGCCUCAGUAUGGUUGGACCAAAUGUAGUUAUCAUGGUAUAUCUAUUUAUGCAGCUAUAUUACGACUAUUUUCUCUAACUCAAGAAGUCACUAAAAUGGAACAGGAUAAUACAUUCAAAGGGUGGUUGAAACCGUACAAUUUGAAAUACUCUUUCUCAAAUCCUAGUCAUGUAGAGAGUGCAGUUGCUGAACUGGAUAGACACAAGAUGGAAAUUAUGUAUAUCGAAAAAGAUAUAAGAUCUACCAUGGAAAACAUAUACGACAAUUAUACCAUACAAGAAUGGCUAGAAACGUAUAUUGCUCCUUUAAACGAUAAAUUCAAUCAGCUAUGGGUGGCUAAGGAAAGGAUCUUAGAAAAGAAUGUAUGGCCAAGAAGACCUUUAACAAAAUCUGAUUUAUAG